AUGGCAUCACUGAACAAAGACACUAUAUCGACUUGGCAGGAGGGUGUGACCAAGUUCCAGGAGAAGGAUUAUAAUGGAGCUUUUUCUGCUCUUUGGAGCAUUCCUGACGACCAUCAAACAGCUAAGACGCUGUACAGUAUAGGAGUAGUGUGUAGAGCUAUGGGUGACCUAACAGGUGCUUACCAAGCUUUACUGAGUGUAAUAGAACAUGACCCUCAUCUAGCUGUCGCUCACUUUCUGUUGGGUAUCAUCUGUUUAGAGGCUAAAGGAAAAGCACAAGAAGCACCCGGACACUUUGAACGAGCAUCGCAGCAGUUCAAGAUCCGUAGUGAGGUAAGCUACGCCCAGCUUGGCAUGCGGUUCAAGCUCCACAAGGCGAUGUGCGAGUACAACUGUGCCUACGCCUUGAACAAAACAAACUCACAAGACCUAGCUAUUAGCUGGAUAGAUGCUGCACGUGUCACUAGAAAGAACAGUAAGGUAACCUACAUAGACCUUGACAAGAGUCUCCUCUUCGCUCCUCUCAAAACAAAGGUGGACAAUCUUGGCAAGAAGAAGUACAUGAGAGACGCUAAGAUGUUGGGCAAACUCAGCAAAGAAAACAGCACCCUGACCUUUGAAGGAGUACAACAGUUUAAUUACCCCGGAGGUAACGGAUACCUGACUUUAGGGAUGGGAGACAAACUGAGCAUAACCGCUCAGACUGGGAGAGUCUGGACUGGGGUAAACGUGGCUAACGGACAGGAAGGUAAAAUUAGUCCGGAUAACGUUAAGGAGCUGAGCAAUCUAAAGAAAGCUAAUCUGAUGGAGAUCAAGAAACCAGAGGAGUUAAUUAAACAGGAGAAAAAGAAGAAGGAGGGGUUUCAUCUUCCUCUGAUUAAGAAGAAAUCUCAAGACAACAAACAUCGCAUAGAGAUUACACGAGUGGAUGGGCCACCUCCGAUGGAGAAUAUCGCUGAAGUUCAGACCAGUGCUCCAAGCAGACCUGUCCCAGCUUCUCCGGGCCGUCCAACUCCUGCUCCCUCGGGGCGCCCUGCUCCGACCAACUCCCACCCCUUCGUCUCGCCCAACCCCAGCCCCAACAGGCCGCCCUACGCCUGCCCCAACAGGUCGCCCUACGCCUGCCCCGACAGGCCGCCCAACUCCUGCCCCAACUGGUCGCCCAACUCCGGCGCCUACUUCACGACCAACUUCUGUUCCUACCCCUGCUCCAGUCCUCCGGUAACAGUAGAAGAUGACGAUUCUAUAUAUAACGAUAUAGACGAGUUCAAUGAUGAGUACAGCGAACAGCCAGAAUAUGCAAACAACAUGGAGGAGGACGAGGAAAUAUACGCUAACACAGAUCUGACGGACGCCCCCGACCAUCCUACCUUGCCGUUUCUACCUCCCAGAAUACCCCCUAAACCAAAGAUAAAAUUCUAA
Molecule: messenger RNA, 1422 nt
Organism: Bolinopsis microptera
Lineage: Eukaryota; Metazoa; Ctenophora; Tentaculata; Lobata; Bolinopsidae
Exons: 11
Coding region: 1-1422 (473 amino acids)
Biological process (GO): superoxide anion generation
Molecular function (GO): protein binding; superoxide-generating NADPH oxidase activator activity
Source: RefSeq, a predicted model, not a curated record